ACUGUCACAUCUGUCAUUCAUCUACCAGCCUUCAGAUACACAGUCAACUGUCUUUACAUCAACUUUGAUAAUUAUAUUUUGUUUCUUAAUUAACUUUUAGUCAGUGUAAGCUUUCCAUUUUUUCUGUCCAAGCCGCACACGAACUCAGAGAACAUUGUAAUUCGGCGAGCAAUCAACGAAUCCAUCAAAAUCGCCCAUGAUUUUGCCGACGUGUAAAAUGCCGAACUGGUAUUAUGACAAAAAGGACCUGAAGUGUUCACCAUCGAUUCGCGAUGGUUUGGAUUUCGAAACAGAGCGUCGUUAUCGCAAAGAAGGAGCUCGAUUUAUUAUGGACUGUGGCAUGUCAAUGGAUCUGGGUCAUAACACAAUGGCAACAGGCGUAGUAUACUUUCAUCGAUUCUACAUGUUUCAAUCUUUCAAAGCGUUUCCACGCUAUGUAACCGCAUGCUGUUGCCUGUUUCUUGCUGGUAAAGUGGAAGAAACGCCUAAAAAGUGCAAGGACAUCAUUCGCACGGCAAGGACAUUGCUGUCCGAGCAGAAAUUUAUGUCGUUCGGUGAUGAUCCGAAAGAAGAAGUGAUGACGUUGGAACGAAUAUUGUUGCAAACCAUCAAAUUCGAUCUGCAGGUCGAGCAUCCGUACAGCUUCUUGGUCAAAUAUGCAAAGUGUUUGAAAGGUGAUAAGGUCAAACUUCAAAAAAUCGUUCAGAUGGCCUGGAAUUUCGUCAAUGAUUCACUAACAACAACUGUGUGCCUUCAGUGGGAACCAGAAAUAAUUGCCGUUGCAUUGAUUCAUCUAGCCAGUAAACUAAGUAAAUUUAAAGUCGAAAAAUGGGACGGCCAGGAGACCACGCACUUACGUUGGUGGGAUAAGUUCGUUGCGGAUGUUACAAUGGAAAUUCUGGAAGACAUUUGCCAUCAAGUAUUAGAUUUGUACCAACAACCGAACUCGUCGAAUGCAGAAAGUCCACCGCAACUGCCACCCAGCAAAUCUAGUCCGCCACCAAAGCCGAAGCGUGCCAAAAUCUCACCAACCUUCAAGGCAUCGCCGAUUCCAAAUGUGGCUAAACCGACAAUUGAUGAGAAAAUCGAAAACAUGCCGGUACCAAAGUCGGUGAUGACCGACAACUACGCUUUUCCGCCGGCGUACGGAACGAUGUUUACACAUUUUCAACAACCACCACCUAACAGUCAACCACUACCUCUAUAUCCAUCGCAUGCAACAUCGGUUCAUGCUCCACUACCUCAUGCUCCACCAACACACGCACCGCCUCCGCCAUCAAUUCCACCACAUUAUCAUAAUCCUCCACCAAAUCCUCCACUGCCGUCAUACUAUCAUCAACAACAACCACCGCCGAUGCACCGCGGUAAUUUUUAUCCAGGACCAUAGGACGGAGAUGUGACAUUUCGAGACGGAUGUUCGAUCAUAGACAUUUUAUCAGUUCAAAUAAAAUUUGUAUUUUUAACGCU
Messenger RNA from Bradysia coprophila, 1467 nucleotides. It is a transcript of the gene CycK, whose product is annotated as cyclin K. Gene Ontology annotation, molecular function: cyclin-dependent protein serine/threonine kinase regulator activity. Gene Ontology annotation, biological process: regulation of transcription by RNA polymerase II. Lineage: Eukaryota; Metazoa; Arthropoda; Insecta; Diptera; Sciaridae. The record is from RefSeq and is a predicted model, not a curated record.